AUGCAAUUCUUUCGACGAGCCUAUGAGCCUAUCGGCACUAUACUAGACCCCGUUAGCUCCCCUGGUGUUGCACGCGAUACACUCCAAAAUAUCACCUUCAUUUUCCUUGCUAUUAAUGCCGGGGUGAGCCUCACUUUAAUUAUGGCCGCUUUGUGUACUGUGGCAGGAUACUCAAGAGCAAUCCUAGCUUUAGGCAUAACUUAUGUUGUCCUUUUUUUACUUACUGUAAUCGCUGGCUGUUUCCUUUACCUUCGUGUAAGAUACUUCAAAAGUCACCCACUGCCGGGAACACCAACCCCGGGUCAGGCGAACGUAGAUAAUGAUAGUAAUUUAGAUGGUCAAAGACGGUCGAUGGAGCAAGGAGGCCCGGAAAAUACCCCUCUAGAUGCCGAAUUUCAAGAUAUCGAGCUUGGUGAUAUCGGAGCACAUCAUACGGUCUCUGAUUCGUAUGACCAGCCUCAAUAUUAUCCGCCACACCCUCAAAAUCCGUAUGAACCUGUGGAUGGGGGACAUAUUGCCGACGAAUCUCAUUAUGCGACAACACAAGAACAUCUGGAAAAUCAUUGUCAUGAAGACAACAAUCCUUCGAUGGCUGAUGUAACUAGCAAGUAUGCACGAUCUUCGAUUGAACGUGGCUCAAGAGGGAGCUUCGAAUACAACGACAAUGGACAAGAUACAAUAACAACAAGGCCAAUCACUUAUCAUGAAGCACAAUACGCCCCUCAAAACCUGACGCAUAGCUCUAACCGCUUGAGAAACGCUAACAGCGUUGUUGAAGUUGAACAAAAACCCCGUAGGCUGCCGUUUAGUCCGAGUUUAGCACAGCUUAGUAGUCGCCAGUUAGGGGAACGACGGAACUAUGAGUCAGUCGAGGAGGCUAGGGCGGAUUUGAGAAGUAAUUGGAGAAAUGGAAAUAAUUAG
This is a messenger RNA of Annulohypoxylon maeteangense, 921 nucleotides long. RefSeq lists its product as uncharacterized. The record is from RefSeq and is a predicted model, not a curated record. The transcript has a single exon. Bases 1 to 921 code for a protein of 306 amino acids. Lineage: Eukaryota; Fungi; Ascomycota; Sordariomycetes; Xylariales; Hypoxylaceae.